Acomys russatus (golden spiny mouse) is the source of this 1826-nucleotide messenger RNA. RefSeq names its product RALY RNA binding protein like (gene Ralyl). Gene Ontology annotation, cellular component: nucleus. The coding region runs from base 821 to 1702 and encodes 293 amino acids. Lineage: Eukaryota; Metazoa; Chordata; Mammalia; Rodentia; Muridae. Gene Ontology annotation, molecular function: RNA binding. The transcript has 9 exons. The record is from RefSeq and is a predicted model, not a curated record.
GUUUUUUUUUUCUUCUUUUUUUUUUCUUCCCACUUCUUUGAUUAUUGUUUGUAUUUGGGAAAGCUGACGAGCAUGGUCUUAAGCCUUUUCCUGAAUCAAGUUUUCCUAGCAUGCGAUGGUUCUCUAGACAAGGUGCUGUGUCUAGGAGUCCGCAGUAGCGGUGCUCGCUGCGAGCGGCUCCCAAGUCCAGCAAAAUGUGCAACUGGUUUUAUGGAAAAAGCGUUGUGAAGUAUGGUACCUAUUUUUUCCCGUUUGUAAAGAUAAGAAAGCAUGUUUCUAACUCUUUUUUACAUACUCUUUUUCCGGUUACAUUUUUGUGUAGGUGGGAUUUUCCAGCAGUGUCCACAAGUUUGUCGUCUUGCGAUUCGAUGCGCACCACUGAGCAAAAAUACAUUAAUUUUGCAUUUUUAUGACCUUUUUGGAAGACUGUGAGAAAUAUUUCGUUUUUUCCCCUCCCGUUUUUGAUAUCAGUUGAUAACAUGAAACUUUUCUUGCAGCUAGUUAAUGGGAUUAUUUUUAAGCAUAAGCUUUUUCCCCCUCCUUUACAUUAACUGCGACUUUUGCACAUUUGACUUUUUUAUUUAAAAAAAAAACGAGAUAAUUUUAUGAUAGAUAUCCUGAUAUCUAUAUCUAUAUUAUCCCUUCUUCCUCCUUCUCCCUUCCCCGUAAAUCAAUUUUCAAAUGAUGGCAGUGGAAGGUUUUUAUGGAAAUUAAAAAAAAAAAAAAAAAAGAAGUGCGGUUUGGUUUCCUUGUCAACGGAGGAUGAAGUGAACAGCACAACAGCUAGCAGAGAGCAGGAUUAAAACAAGGUGAACCAACCAUGACGGGCAAGACACAGACCAGCAACGUUACCAAUAAGAAUGACCCCAAGUCCAUCAACUCCAGGGUUUUCAUCGGCAACUUAAAUACAGCCAUCGUCAAGAAGGUCGACAUUGAAGCAAUUUUUUCAAAGUAUGGAAAAAUCGUCGGCUGCUCUGUUCACAAAGGGUACGCGUUUGUUCAGUACAUGAGUGAACGCCAUGCGAGAGCUGCUGUAGCUGGAGAAAAUGCCAGAGUCAUCGCGGGCCAGCCUCUUGAUAUUAACAUGGCAGGGGAACCCAAACCAUACAGACCAAAGCCUGGAAACAAGAGGCCCCUGUCUGCACUUUACAGGCUUGAAUCAAAGGAGCCAUUCCUGUCUGUUGGUGGUUAUGUCUUUGACUAUGAUUACUACAGAGAUGAUUUCUACAAUCGGUUGUUUGAUUACCAUGGGCGUGUACCUCCGCCUCCCCGAGCUGUCAUCCCACUUAAGCGUCCCAGAGUGGCAGUCACCACCACGCGCAGGGGAAAAGGAGUCUUUUCCAUGAAGGGGGGAUCCAGAUCUGCUGUUGGUGGGUCAUCUUCAUCAGGCUCUAAAUUGAAAUCAGAUGAGUUACAGACAAUCAAAAAAGAAUUGACCCAGAUCAAAACUAAAAUUGACUCCUUGCUAGGGCGCCUGGAGAAGAUCGAGAAGCAGCAAAACGCAGAAGCAGAAGCUCAGAAGAAGCAGUUGGAGGAGAGAAUAGAACUGAUACAAGAUGAAUGUGUGUCGGAGAACGCAGACCACUCCACAGAGGAGCCUGCUGAAGGAGGGCAAGAGGCGGAUGGAGGAGAGAUGACUGACGGGGUGGAGGAGGACUUCGACGAAGACGGGGGUCACGAGCUGUUUCUACAGAUAAAGUGAUCUGAAGUAGUGUACAAUAAUGCAAAAGAAGAAAAGAGAAACUGUGACAUGUGGAGAAAGGAGAGCAAGAUGGUUUCAUCAUAGAAGCAUCUCCGAUUCAGUUUAUGUAAAAUCCCCAGUUAUA